Arabidopsis arenosa is the source of this 1798-nucleotide messenger RNA. NCBI's taxonomy places the organism in Eukaryota, Viridiplantae, Streptophyta, Magnoliopsida, Brassicales, Brassicaceae. The record is from the annotation of a GenBank genome assembly.
GGAUCUCGAAUUCCUCCAGCCUUUCCCUUUUGGCUUCUCGAAGGAGAAGAAAACUGUCGGAGAGAGAGAGAAGAAGGCAAUCAUCAUCGCCAGUUGUUCUGUUCUUCGAGAUAUUCAAAUUCUCCGUCUCUAGAGAAUUUCAGAUCAAGAGAAUCAGUUUUUCCGGUAGUUUGUGGUGGUGGUGGUUGGAAGGUGAUAGGAUAUGGCGCAGGAGCAGGAAGGAGCGGUGGUUGAGAGCGAUGUGCCGAAUGAUUCCGUCGCCGCUGCUGUGGCCGCAUCCGCAACCGCCGAUAGCGUGAAGAAGAAGCAAAAGGGAUUCUUUUCGCGUUUAUGGAAUGGGAUAUUUAGGGUUAGAGGUGACGAUUUUGAGAAGAGACUUCAAUACAUCUCAAGGGAAGAAGCUACUGUUUUAUCAAGGAUGAAGCGUAGAUCGAUUACAUGGAGGAAACUCACCAGAAAUCUCAUCGUUUCCUCCGUAUUAUUCGAGAUAAUUGCUGUGGGUUAUGCGAUCCUGACUACCAGAACGGAAGAUUUGGAUUGGAGAAUGAGGAGUUUCCGGAUCCUGCCAAUGUUUAUUUUACCUGCUGUUUCUGCUCUUGCUUAUUCCUCAAUUGUCAGCUUCUCAAAGAUGUUUGACCGCAGAGAUCAAAAGACCUUAGAAAAGCUUCGAGCAGAAAGGCUGGCUAAAAUCAAUGAGCUUAAAGAAAGGACCAAUUACUACACCACACAACAACUUAUUCAGAGAUAUGACCCCGACCCAGCGGCAAAAGCAGCUGCUGCAACUGUUCUAGCAUCCAAAUUGGGUGCCGAUUCAGGCUUGAAAGUAUUUUUAGGAGAUGAAUCCCAACUAGAUCCAUCUUCGGGCAAGAGCAAUGACAUGGAGGUUAACCAAUCACGUGGGUUGAGGAAUCGAAGACAACCAAAUACAAGACCCCACGGUUCUGGGAGCACUUCAACACAUCAUUCUGAUGAUGAGUCUCACCAUUCUGGAACAAGCGAGAGAUUUCCAGGCGCCACAGAGCAGAACCAGCAGAUGUUGGUUGAGCAUUACAGCCCUCAGGGAUAUGCUGCUCAUGAUGGCAGUUGGAUCUCACGCAUUGCGGCUCUUCUUGUGGGCGAAGAUCCCACACAAUCAUUUGCACUCAUUUGUGGAAACUGUCAUAUGCAUAAUGGACUUGCUCGGAAAGAGGAUUUUGCAUACAUUACAUACUAUUGCCCUCACUGUAAUGCUCUGAACAAACCGAAGCAUACAGAGGAGAAUGCACUUCUUCCUGCUGUUUCCGCUUCACCGAUCACAGACUCUCUGCCAUUGAUUGAAACCAGCGAAGUGGUUAACAGCAGCAGCUCGAGUAGUGAACGUGGAAAUAGUCCCACUCCAGAAAUAAAAGAGGAAGCUGUGACUACUGAGACCGGGACACCUAGCUGAGGAAGAUUCAGUGAGCUAAAGAAAAAGGCUUUCUUGUGUUGCUGCUAAGGAAAGAGAGAGAGAGGGAGAGAUUGUGUGUGUGUGUGUUUGUGGAAGUGAGUACUCGUUCAGGUAAUCUUUUGCUAAGAAUUGAAUAUCUGAAAGCUGCUUACAGUUUUGAUUUUGGUCUGUUUCUAUACAACAAGACAAUAGGGUUUUGGUGGGUAAAUAUACGAUUCUGAUGUGAUUCUGAUGUCGUAAACUAUGAUUGUUAUACGAUUUUGGGUUUUAAAGCUUUUUCAUUCUCUUUACCUUUACAGAUUGUCGCUGUUUUUUUGUAAUGUAAUCAUUCUUGAAUGUGGAUCACGAUUUUAAUACAACUAGCCUACAGUU